This is a messenger RNA of Hyla sarda, 2255 nucleotides long. It is a transcript of the gene UBE2Z, whose product is annotated as ubiquitin conjugating enzyme E2 Z. Gene Ontology annotation, biological process: negative regulation of apoptotic process. Gene Ontology annotation, cellular component: nucleus. Gene Ontology annotation, molecular function: ubiquitin conjugating enzyme activity; cysteine-type endopeptidase inhibitor activity. The transcript has 7 exons. The coding region runs from base 139 to 1077 and encodes 312 amino acids. The record is from RefSeq and is a predicted model, not a curated record. NCBI's taxonomy places the organism in Eukaryota, Metazoa, Chordata, Amphibia, Anura, Hylidae.
CGCCGCCCCCCGCAGACUCUAUGGCCCAGUUUCCGGCGGAAGUAAAUAGAUUGUCUCGCAGGCGUUUCUAUGACAGUGAAAGUCUAUCUGUCCUGUCAUCUCGCUGCUCCGGAGUCCCGGAAGCGAGAGUGAGAAGGAAUGGCGGAGAGUCCGGCGGCUGAGGCGAUUUUUCUGCAGGGGGCGGUCGGGGGUGGGAUGGUCUCCCACCUUAGCGGCCUCCAGCCCCCCGGUACCUCGCACCUGGCUACUUCAUCCGUGUGGGAUCCCACAGCCAGUGCUGACUGGGACAACGAGAGGGCGUCAGCGCAGUGUGUACUGCGGAUCAAGCGGGAUAUUAUGUCAAUUUAUAAAGAGCCGCCUCCUGGGAUGUUUGUGGUGCCAGAUCCUCAUGACAUGACAAAGAUCCAUGCUCUAAUCACAGGUCCGUUUGAUACACCUUAUGAAGGGGGCUUCUUCCUGUUCUUGUUCCGGUGUCCCCCAGAUUAUCCAAUUCACCCACCUAGAGUUAAACUGAUGACAACCGGCAACAAUACUGUGAGGUUUAACCCCAAUUUCUAUCGUAAUGGCAAAGUCUGCUUGAGUAUUCUUGGUACAUGGACAGGACCUGCAUGGAGCCCAGCUCAGAGCUUGUCUUCAGUACUCAUCUCUAUUCAGUCCUUGAUGACUGAAAACCCUUAUCACAAUGAGCCUGGAUUUGAGCAGGAAAGACAUUCAGGAGACAGCAAGAACUACAAUGAGUGCAUUCGUCAUGAGACUAUAAGGGUGGCAGUAUGUGAAAUGCUGGAGGGAAAGUGCCAGUGUCCUGAGGCCUUACGGAGUGUAAUGGAAAAAUCCUUCUUGGAAUACUAUGACUUUUAUGAAGUGGUUUGCAAGGACAGGUUUCAUUUACAGGGACAAAGCAUGCAGGACCCAUUUGGUGAAAAGCGAGGACACUUUGACUACCAGUCUCUUCUCAGUCGUCUGCAGCUUAUCCAUAUGAGAGUGCGGGAAAAACAUCGGCGUGAAAAUGUUGAUAUAGACUCUGACUCCAGUUCUUCUGAGACAGACAUGGACACACAAGGGAGUUCAAACCCGUAAGGUAUGGGAAUGUAGUCCCAGCAGUUCUGCUGGAUAAUAUGACUUUGUUGAGCACAAAGCCACUUAUGCUUUUGGCGGCUGUUUGGAAGCAGAGUUGGUCUAUCGCUCUGCCAGCGCUAAGGAAAGACGACCUGUGGUCAGUUCAUGGAGCCUGGAUCAGACAAGAAGGCAGCAGUUUCACUAAUCCUUAUGUUCUUUUGUGAAACGGUCAGACAAGCCAAAGAGUUGAGUUCCAGGCAAACCAAGCCCAGCCGCAGGAUUACCACAUGACAGAUGCCAUGAGCCAUCAUCAUUUUAUUUCUUCACCCCUACAAAACCAGCACUUUGUCUUUUACCUGACGGGUUGUGUCCUUAUAUCUGCUAUUACCUAUAGCUUUCCUACAGGAAUAAAGCAAGGUUCUAUGUCCUUUUUUUUUUUUUCCUAAUUCUUUGUUUUUGUAAAGUCUAUUUGUUCUUGCUAUAAAUCCGGGUAAGUAAUGUAAAAUGUUACUUUACUUAAAACUUAAGAUUUCAUUACGGCCCAUUCAUAUCUAUUUAUGUUGCGAUUUUAAUGGGAAGGAUAAGACUUUAGUGCAAUAGGUGGAAAAUCUUUGUGGCCAACUUGUAAUUUACCAGCAAGAAUCAUAAAUGUCUAAUAAUAUUAUUAAUAAUAAUAAUAAUAAUGAGCUGUAGACACCUAUAAAUGCCUUAGAAAAACUGCUGCAGGCAUCAUGACCCAGUUGGCUUGUGUCAAUAAUUGUUGUGCUUAUUCUUGAUAAUUCCACCAAUACUUUACAAAAAUGUUUAGAUCGUUGCUUCCAUAGAGCUUCAUAAUACAGAGGUUGCAUAAGCCUUCGUACAGCAGAUUUUUCGUGUGGUUGUUGCAGAUCUCCAACAGAACGAUGAUGUUUUAUUAGACUCUGUUAUAUGGCGUAUGAUCGCUCUUGUGUCCGAUCACAUCAAGUCAAGUGCCUAGUGAGUGUUCUACACACAGCUGUACACCAGAGCCUGAUGAGGAUCCUAGUCGGCUUCCAGAAAUGACCGUGGAAAGAAGUCUGUAGUCAUGUGGAAACUCCACUUAAAGGGGUACUCCGCCCUUAGAUAUGUUAUGACGUAUCCAAAGGAUAGGGGAUAAGAUGUCUGAUCGCUGGGCAUGGCCACGCUACUUGUGAUAUCAAGCUACCUCAAUGCAAAUCUAU